Phytophthora sojae is the source of this 339-nucleotide messenger RNA. RefSeq lists its product as hypothetical. The transcript has a single exon. The record is from RefSeq and is a predicted model, not a curated record. The annotation marks the transcript as partial. Lineage: Eukaryota; Oomycota; Peronosporomycetes; Peronosporales; Peronosporaceae.
AUGAUGAAGCUUUACUGCGUGAUCGUGAAUGGUGUUUUCCGUGGAAAUUGUUUCUCGGUGGAAGUGUCUGAGACUGGCAACGUGCUGGAUUUGGUGAAGGUGAUCAUUAACGCGAAGGCAGUACAGUUGGGUGGCGCGGAAGCGGACGACCUGAGACUCGUCCUGGCGAAGAAUGGCGACGGAUGGCUGGACUGGGCUGACGCGAUACAAGUGCCACUCAAUGACCGCCAGCACCCGCAAGGAUUUGAGGUGAUGAAUUCCUUUUUGCCACUCAAGGACGACAAGUACUUUGGAGGUGACUUUCAGACGGGCAAUUGCAAAGUCCACGUGCUGGUGGUG